CUCUCUAGUGGCGUUUUUCCCUUCGGUACUUCCGUUUGGAGACAGAAACCAGAUCAAAUUCUCUACUUCGCGUAGCGCUUUCACGGGAGGAUGAAUUGGGAGCUGCAGAAGAUGAAAGAUUUUUCGAAAAGGCAAAAAUUACAUUGACUAGAAACACAGAUUGAAAAUUAAAGGUCUGGUUUGCGUAGAUUGGUUUGUAGGUUCGGAUGAAAAUGGGGCUUCUCAGUAUCAUAAGGAAGAUCAAGAAGAAAGAGAAGGAAAUGCGCAUUCUCAUGGUGGGUCUAGAUAAUUCUGGAAAGACUACAAUUGUGUUGAAGAUUAAUGGGGAAGACACUAGUGUUAUCAGUCCCACACUCGGCUUCAACAUCAAGACCAUUACUUACCAAAAGUAUACUCUUAAUAUAUGGGAUGUUGGGGGCCAGAAAACUAUAAGGUCAUAUUGGAAAAACUAUUUUGAGCAAACUGAUGGCUUGGUAUGGGUAGUUGACAGUUCAGAUCUUAGAAGAUUAGACGACUGCAAAAUGGAAUUGGAUAAUCUUUUGAAGGAAGAGAGGUUAUCAGGCGCAUCCUUACUGAUACUGGCAAACAAGCAAGAUAUUAAAGGCGCCCUUAGUCCGAAAGAAAUUGCUAAAGUUCUGAACUUGGAGGCCAUGGACAAGACACGUGUCACACGUCACUGGAGGAUUGUGGGGUGCAGUGCUUACACAGGAGAGGGGCUUCUUGAGGGAUUUGAUUGGUUUGUCCAGGAUAUUGCCUCUCGAAUUUAUGUGCUCGAUUGAUGCUGCUAUGCCAGUUCGAGCCGUUUGUCAUAUCGAAGAAAUCUCCGAGUGUCAACAGCUGUUAAAUUGAUUUUACAAGGUCUUAAGGCUAUUUCAAGUCUAAUGAGGUCAUGUUUGCCGUGAUAAGCCAACUUUCAAAAUAGAAUUGCGAUGUGCAAAUGAUAAAAUCUGGAGCAUUCUGGAUAUGAUUGAUUUGUUGAGGACGUAUCCCUCCUCAUUUCUCAAUGCAUGGUGUAGUAGAAGUCAAGCACUACUUUCUUCUCUCAGUUGGCAACAUGGCAAAGUAAUAACCUCUCAACUUCAGUUCAUGCAUACUAAACUCUUCAUUAUGGCGUGUUAUUACGAGAGAAAUUCUUGUCAACCUAUUUUUUUUUUAAUUAUUUUUACUAUUGAGAGAUAUUAAAUCGAAGAAAAACAUAUUA
Morus notabilis is the source of this 1201-nucleotide messenger RNA. RefSeq names its product ADP-ribosylation factor-like protein 2. Lineage: Eukaryota; Viridiplantae; Streptophyta; Magnoliopsida; Rosales; Moraceae. The transcript is spliced from 5 exons. Gene Ontology annotation, biological process: protein folding. The record is from RefSeq and is a predicted model, not a curated record. Gene Ontology annotation, cellular component: microtubule cytoskeleton; cytoplasm. Gene Ontology annotation, molecular function: GTPase activity; GTP binding. The coding region runs from base 207 to 779 and encodes 190 amino acids.